AUGUCAAGCGCCAACAACAAAACUUCGGACGACCCUGGCGAUAACACCAUCACCAUUGGGAUCGACUUUGGCACUACCUACUCAGGAGUCGCGUACACUUGGUCGAAGAAGUUAGCUCGAAUUGAGAUUAUCACGAGCUGGGAUUCCGACCUUCACUCCAAUGCCGACCUGGAGAAAGCCCCAACCGCCAUUUCUCUAGACUCGGACAAACAUGUACUGUGGGGCUAUUCCAUUCCCCACGAGUUUGGGCAGAUCCGCUGGUUCAAGCUUCUUUUGAUCGACAAGAAUGAUCUCCCUAAUGACGUUCAGAAUUCUCCCAAGAUCGCGGAAGCAGUCGCGUAUUUGGAGAAGCAUAACAAGUCCGCAAUCGACAUCGUCAGCCUUUACCUUCGCCAUAUCUGGAACCAUGCCACCCAGCGAAUCAUGGAGACUAUCAGCAAAGACAUGGUAUGCUCUUCGAAACUCGAAAUCGUCAUCACGCUGCCAGCCAUUUGGCCUGCCUAUGCAGUCGGACGCAUGAGACAAGCCGCUAGAAUUGCUGGUAUGCUUGGGGAUCGGGAUCCUGGUCCGACCAUUCUCACGUUCGUUUCGGAGCCGGAGGCGGCUGCGCUCGCGACUCUCUCCGAUAUGCAGGGCCGUCAUGACAUCAAGAUAGCUUUCGUCGUGGUUGAUUGUGGUGGAGGAACGGUGGAUCUUAUCAGUUAUGAUAUGGUUAGCCUUUCCCCAGCGACGGUCAAAGAAUGUGUCAAGGGUCAGGGUGGACUUUGCGGCGCUGUCUUUGUUGACGAGGCCUUCACCGAUAUCCUCAAGCGCAAAUUUGGCAAAAACAAAUGGCGGAAGCUUGGGGAUGACGCACGCCACCGUAUUCAGCAUGACGAAUGGGAGAAUGGGAUCAAAACUCAGUUUGACGGUUCAUACAGGGAGUGGAAGUUCACCAUGCCCUGGGAGUGUCUUGAACAUGUUGACCUCAAGUCUGGUACCCUUAUCCCCAAGAUCGUGAUUACUUCAGAUGAGAUUCAGCGUGCUUUCGAUCCUGUCCUAGACAAGAUAUUUGUCAUGGUUCAAGAGCAGGUGGCCGCGGUGACUCGGAAGAAGGGACAUGGUCCAAAGGUAAGUACAGGCUACACUUUCUGUAUUGAAGAGGCUAACGCGCCACGCAGUAUGUCAUUCUUGUUGGUGGCUUUGGGCGUUCAAGAUAUCUCUUUUCUUAUCUUAAGAAGAAGCUUGGAGAUGAGAUUGAGAUACUUCAAUCUCGCGGCGCCAGCCCGUAGGUUUCCCAUUGUUCUUGUUGGCAUGACUCGGUUUGCUGACAAUUCUGUGUUCAUAGCUGGACCGCCAUCUGCCGCGGAGCUGUAA
Molecule: messenger RNA, 1356 nt
Organism: Podospora anserina S mat+
Lineage: Eukaryota; Fungi; Ascomycota; Sordariomycetes; Sordariales; Podosporaceae
Exons: 3
Coding region: 1-1356 (451 amino acids)
Source: RefSeq, a predicted model, not a curated record